AUGCCUUUUACCGCAAGCGAUAUCUGCAAAAUCAUCUUUGCUGUCAUCCUCCCGCCGCUGGGUGUCUUCCUCGAGCGCGGGUGUAACUCCGACCUCCUAAUCAACAUCCUCUUGACCAUUCUGGGGGUAGGUUCCAUUCUGGCCUCCAUGAAUCCGGCGUGA
Chaetomium globosum CBS 148.51 is the source of this 162-nucleotide messenger RNA. RefSeq lists its product as uncharacterized. Lineage: Eukaryota; Fungi; Ascomycota; Sordariomycetes; Sordariales; Chaetomiaceae. The record is from RefSeq and is a predicted model, not a curated record. The transcript has 2 exons. Bases 1 to 162 code for a protein of 53 amino acids. Gene Ontology annotation, cellular component: membrane.